AUGGGCCGCACCUGGGCAGUACUGGUGUAUUCGGAGGCACCCCUUGGUCUCCCUUGGUGGGCUAGCCCGACCAAGUUGCCAAGCUUCUCCCCGGCUUCCAGCUCCGAUACGCAAAAUGGCUUCGACGCCGUCGCCCGCGACCCGGCCUCGUGGGCCGCGUCCCUCCCUGCAAGCCAGGGCCUGUACGUGAAUGAUCUCGAAAAGGACGCGUGCGGCGUCGGCUUUAUCUGCCACAUCAAGGGCACCCAGUCCCACAAAAUCGUCUCCGAUGCCCGCCAGCUCCUCUGCGCGAUGACCCACCGCGGCGCGACCGGCGCAGACUCCCGCGAUGGCGACGGCGCCGGUGUCAUGACUGGCAUCCCUCACCACUUCUUCAAGCGCGAGGCUGAGCGCGAGAUCGGCUGCGAGCUCCCCGCUGCGGGAGAAUACGCCGUUGGAAACCAACAGCAGGCCCUCUUCGCAAAGAUCGCCGCCGAUCUCAACCUCCGCGUCCUCGGCUGGCGCGAGGUCCCCACUGACGGCACCAUCCUCGGCCCCGCUGCCGCGAGCAAGGAGCCCGCCAUUUUCCAGCCUUUCGUCGUCCUGCACGCGAGCUACGGGGACGGCCGCACGGCCCGGGGCGGCCCGUUCGACCCGAAGCGUUUUGAGCGUCAGCUCUACAUCCUCCGCAAGCGCGCAACACAUUCCAUCUCGCUUUCCAAGGGCUUCUACAUCUGCUCGCUCUCCUCCAAGAAUAUCGUCUACAAGGGUCAGCUCUCGCCCUCGCAAGUGUACACGUACUACCACGACCUGAACCAUGUACUCUACCGCGCCCACUUCGCGCUUGUACACUCUCGUUUCUCCACCAACACCUUCCCCAGCUGGGACCGCGCUCAGCCCAUGAGGUGGGCCGCCCACAACGGCGAGAUCAAUACUCUACGUGGCAACAAGAAUUGGAUGCGUGCCCGCGAGGGCUUGCUCGCAUCUUCGCAGUUUGGCGAGCAUCUCGACGAGCUGUACCCCAUCAUUGAGGCUGGCGGGUCUGAUUCGGCCGCCUUCGACAACGUGCUCGAGUUGCUCGUUGUGAACGGUGUGUUGACGCUGCCUGAGGCGGUUAUGAUGCUCAUCCCCGAGGCGUGGCAGGGGAACGACAGCAUGGAGCCUGAGAAGAAAGCGUUCUACAACUGGGCGGCCUGUCUCUCUGAGCCGUGGGACGGCCCCGCCCUCUUCGCGUUCAGUGAUGGGCGGUACUGUGGCGCCAACCUUGACCGCAACGGUCUUCGUCCGUGCCGGUAUGUCGUUACCAACGAGGACAUCAUGGUGUGCGCCUCUGAGGUCGGUGCGGUGUACAUCGCCCCGGAGACGGUCAUCCAGAAGGGUCGCCUCAAGCCUGGGCGCAUGCUCUUGGUCGAUACGGAGGACGGCCGAAUCGUGGACGACAAAGAACUCAAGCGUACCACCGCGCGCAAGCAGGACUUCGCGUCGUGGGUGGAGUCGAACAUCCUCGAGGUGCCCACGAUCGUCAAGCGCGUGCAGAGAUCGACCUCCGUUGCGCCCUCCGUCGACGAAUUCACCCUCAGCAACGACCCGAAGCUCCUCGCGUUCGGCUUCACGCUCGAGCAGCUCCAUCUCCUCAUGCUUCCGAUGUUCGCCGACGGCAAGGAGCCUCUCGGCUCCAUGGGCAACGACGCCCCGCUGGCCGCCAUGUCGACGCAGCCCCGCCUCAUCUACGAUUACUUCCGCCAACUUUUCGCGCAGGUCACCAACCCGCCCAUCGAUCCCAUCCGCGAGUCUAUCGUCAUGUCGCUCGAGUGCUACGUCGGACCCGAAGGCAACAUGCUCGAGAUGAACCCGCAGCAGUGUCACCGCAUCCGCCUUCCUUCCCCCAUCCUUACCCUCGAGGAGAUGAACGCGAUGAAGACCUCAAGGAGGCAGUUCGGCCUGCCUGGGUACAAGCUUGCGCUCGAGCGCGUCUGCAGCGAGGCCGUGCAGGCCAUCGACGACGGUGUCAAGGUCAUCAUCCUCUCCGACCGCGAGACCAGCCCUUCGCGCGUCCCCCUCUCUGCGGCGGUCGCCUGUGGUGGCGUCCACCAUCACCUCGUCUCCCAGAAGAAGCGCGCCAAGGUUGCCCUCAUGGUCGAAACCGCCGAGGCGCGCGAGGUACAGCACUUGUGUCUCCUCCUCGGAUACGGCGCGGAUGCUAUCUGCCCGUGGCUCACGAUGGAGUGCAUCCACAAGGUGGUCCGCGAGGGACUGAUCAAGAACGAUAAGACGCUCGAGGACCUGAUGGACAACUACCGCCACUCGGUCGACGGGUCGUACAAGGGAGCGCAGAUCUUCGAGGCUCUCGGCCUGCACGAGGAGGUCAUCGAGAAGUGCUUCGUCGGCACUGCGAGCCGCGUGCAGGGUGCCACGUUCGACCUCCUCGCCAUGGACGCGUUCGAGAUGCACGAGCGGGGCUGGCCUUCGCGCGACACCGUCGUUCCACCGGGUCUGCCCGAGUCCGGCGAGUACCACUGGCGGUCCGGCGGCGAAGCGCACAUCAACGACCCAGCUGGUAUUGCGCACUUGCAGGAUGCGGUGCGGGAGAAGAAUCAGGGUGCGUACGAGGCCUACGCGGCCAACGCGAACGAGCAGACACGCGCGGUCCACCUUCGUGGCCUCCUCGACUUCAAGUACGAUCAAGCCACAGCAAUCCCGAUCGACCAGGUCGAACCGUGGAACGAGAUCGUCCGCCGGUUCGUCACGGGCGCUAUGUCAUAUGGCUCAAUCUCGAUGGAGGCGCAUUCGACACUCGCCGUCGCGAUGAACCGUCUCGGAGGCAAAUCGAACACGGGUGAGGGUGGUGAGGAUGCAGAGCGCUCGCAUAUGCUCCCCAAUGGUGACACAAUGCGUUCCGCGAUCAAGCAGGUCGCCUCUGGGCGAUUCGGCGUCACCUCCAACUACCUCGCAGACGCUGACGAGCUCCAGAUCAAGAUGGCACAAGGGGCCAAACCGGGGGAAGGAGGCGAACUGCCUGGACACAAGGUUUCGACGUCCAUCGCGCGCACGCGUCACUCCACUGCAGGUGUCGGUCUAAUCUCGCCCCCUCCUCACCACGACAUCUACUCCAUCGAGGAUCUCAAGCAGCUCAUCUACGACCUCAAGUGCUCGAAUCCCCGUGCGCGAAUCUCGGUCAAGCUCGUGUCUGAGGUCGGCGUCGGCAUCGUCGCGAGCGGCGUGGCGAAGGCGAAGGCGGACCACAUCCUCAUCUCGGGUCACGAUGGCGGUACGGGUGCUUCGCGCUGGACCGGCAUCAAGUACGCUGGUCUCCCGUGGGAGCUCGGUCUUGCGGAGACGCAUCAAACACUGGUUCUCAACGACCUUCGUGGUCGCGUCACUGUUCAGACGGACGGUCAGAUCAGGACUGGCCGCGACCUCGCCAUCGCGUGUUUGCUCGGUGCUGAGGAAUGGGGUUUUGCCACCACGCCGCUCAUCGCUAUGGGCUGCAUCAUGAUGAGGAAGUGUCACUUAUCCUCAGUGAACACGUGCCCGGUCGGUAUCGCCACGCAGGAUCCCCAGCUCCGCGCCAAGUUCGCUGGUCAGCCCGAGCAGGUCAUCAACUUCUUCUACUACAUCGCCGAGGACCUCCGUCGCCACAUGGCUCAGCUCGGCUUCCGCACGAUCAACGAGAUGGUCGGCCGCGCGGACAUGCUCAAGGUCGACGAGAAGCUCCGCACACCCAAGACCGCCCACCUCGACCUCAGCGCGAUCCUCAAGCCGGCCUGGCAGAUGCGUCCCGGUGCGGCGACGUACCGCGUGCGUCCCCAGGACCACAAGCUUUACGUUCGCCUCGACAACAAGUUCAUCGACGAGUCCGAGCCCGCGCUCACCCAGGGUCUGCCCGUGCACAUCGAGUGCGAUGUCACGAACACGGACCGCGCCCUCGGCACCUCACUCUCCUACAAGGUCUCCAAGCUGUAUGGCGAGGAAGGCCUGCCGCGUGACACGAUCCGGAUUCGCAUGCGUGGGUCCGCUGGGCAGUCGCUCGGCGCGUUCCUUGCUCCAGGCAUUACCGUUGAACUCGAGGGCGACGCGAACGACUACGUCGGCAAGGGUCUCUCUGGAGGCCGUCUCGUUGUCUACCCGCCCAAGGUGUCGACGUUCAAGGCCGAGGAGAACAUCAUCAUCGGCAACGUCUGCUUGUACGGCGCGACGUCCGGCGAGGCCUUCUUCCGCGGCAUCGCUGCAGAGCGGUUCGCGGUCCGGAACUCAGGCGCGAAGGCGGUCGUCGAGGGCACGGGCGACCACGGGUGCGAGUACAUGACCGGUGGUCGCGUCGUCGUCCUCGGCAGCACUGGGCGCAACUUCGCGGCGGGCAUGUCUGGAGGCAUCGCGUACGUCCUGGAUACCGCGCACACGUUCGCGUCGAAGGUCAACAUGGAGAUGGUGGGGCUCGGGAAGGUCACGGACCCGAAGGAGAUCGCGGAGCUGCGCGGGCUUAUCGAGGACCACCGGCACUUCACUGGAUCUGAGGUUGCGGACCGCGUCCUCAAGGACUUCCACCACCUCCUUCCGCUUUUCGUCCGCGUCAUGCCGAUCGACUACAAGCGUGUGCUCGAGGAAGAGGCGGCGCGGCUCAAGGAGGAGAAGCUGCGCCAGAGCGUCAUCGACCUUGUUCCUUUGCGCACCGUCAGUCAGGUGAACCUUGCGACCGACGGCCUCGAGGACGUUCUCACCAAGAAGGAGACCCCGGCCGAGGCGAUGCGGGUCCGUUCCCGCGGUCGCCACGAGCCUGCUGUGGGUGACGUGGAGGAUUCGCUCGUGGACGAACAGACGACCAAGUCGCGGCUCAGCAAGCUCGAUAAGACGCGCGGGUUCAUGAAGUACAAGCGGCUGACGGAGGCGUACCGCCCGCCACGCAAGCGGGUCAAGGACUGGAAGGAGAUCUCGAGCCGGUUGUCGGAGGACGAGCUCAAGUACCAGUCCGCGCGGUGCAUGGACUGCGGCGUGCCGUUCUGCCAGUCGGACUCGGGCUGCCCGAUCUCGAACGUGAUCCCGAAGUGGAACGACCUGGUGUUCAAGAACCAGUGGGAGGAGGCGCUCAACCGGUUGCUCAUGACCAACAACUUCCCCGAGUUCACGGGCAGGGUGUGCCCGCGCCGUGCGAGGGCGCGGUUCGAGAUGGGCUGGAUGACUCCCAAACCUCCGCAGUUCCGGACCGGGAAGAAGAUUGCCAUCAUUGGCUCCGGUCCUUCUGGUCUCGCGGCUGCUGACCAGCUCAACAAGGCUGGCCACUGGGUCACCGUGUACGAGCGCAACGACCGGAUGGGUGGCCUCCUCAUGUACGGCAUUCCCAACAUGAAGCUCGACAAGAGUGUCGUCCAGCGCCGCCUCGACCUCAUGGCGGCGGAAGGAGUGACGUUCGUUCCUAGCACGUGCGUUGGAAAGGACAUCGACGCGAACGAACUCCGCGAGCAGAACGACGCCGUCAUCUUCGCCACGGGCGCGACCUGGCCGCGUGACCUCAAGAUCCCCAACCGCGGGGUCGACGGAAUCCACUUUGCGAUGGAGUUCCUCCAGCUGAACACCAAGUCCCUCCUCGAUUCCGAGCUCCAAAACUCGUCCUACAUCAACGCCAAAGGAAAGGACGUCAUCGUCAUCGGCGGCGGCGACACUGGCAACGACUGCAUCGGCACGGCGAUGCGCCACGGUGCGAAGUCCGUCACGAACUUCGAGCUCCUCCCACGCCCGCCUGUGGCGCGCGGCUCGGACAACCCCUGGCCGCAGUGGCCGCGCAUCUUCCGCACCGACUACGGGCACACCGAGGUCGCCGCGCACUUCGGCAGCGACCCGCGCGAGUAUUGCAUCUCGACUAAGGACUUCGUCGUCGACGAGCAGGGCAAGCUUUCCGGUCUGAACACGGUCCGCGUCGAGUGGACGAAGGACAGCAGCGGUCGAUGGAAGAUGGAGGAGGUGCCCGGGUCGGCCAAGUUCUUCCCUGCGCAGCUCGUCUUCCUCGCGCUCGGCUUUCUUGGUCCUGAGGCAGAUCUCCUUAAGUCUGUCGGCCUCCAGCAGGACGCGCGCAGCAACAUCCAGACGCCCAAGAAUAAAUACUCGACGAACGUUGAGGGCGUCUUCGCGGCCGUCACUUAUGUCUGGGGCAUCCAGGAGGGCCGUCGCUGUGCUGCCGAGGUCGAUGCCUGGCUCAUGAACGGCUCCACGCGCUUGCCAUUCGACGGCGCCAUCAAGAAGAGGACCUUCAUUCCUCCCGUCAGCAACUUGAUCUCUGACGGGCCCGCCCAGGCGGUCGAGGUCGUCGCAUAA
Epithele typhae is the source of this 6285-nucleotide messenger RNA. Its product is annotated as NADPH-dependent glutamate synthase. Bases 1 to 6285 code for a protein of 2094 amino acids. Gene Ontology annotation, molecular function: glutamate synthase (NADH) activity; iron-sulfur cluster binding; iron ion binding. Lineage: Eukaryota; Fungi; Basidiomycota; Agaricomycetes; Polyporales; Epitheliaceae. The record is from RefSeq and is a predicted model, not a curated record. The transcript is spliced from 15 exons.